GAUCUCCACCCUACACUGAAUAUAAUUUGGAUAAAUUAAGAUGACUGCAUAGAUAACAUUUUUGAUUUACAUUACAAAUCAAUGUUGUCAGUAUUGUAGCAGUCUUAAUAUUGUUUGCUGUUUUUGGCUGUAAACUUACAUUUAACUUGGUCUUUAGUUUGCUCUGAUGCUGGAAACUUCAAGAAAUUAGUCUGUAUCUGUCCUGCAAUAUGUGGUUUUGUGUUGUGAUCGUGCUGCAUAACAUUUGUCUUUCAUGUGUGGUUCCCUUAUUUGUCUGUACAAAUUCAAAUUUCAAAUGAUUAAGAAAUUAACUCUCCACUAAUUAAAUAAAUUAUUCAAAUAUUCUGCCUUUCAUGUAUUCACUACGUGUAGAAGGAGUCUAAGUGCUAGUUCAGAGAAGGGUAACAUGAAAUUUUACUGGCUCUCAGACAUUUCAAGGUGUUUGGUGGGGUUUCUUACGUAGCUACAUUUGGUGAAAUCUGUAUAAUAAAAGCAGAAGCCAGUGACAUUUCAAAAGAGAAGAAUCCUUAGUGAAAGUACUGUAUUUUAGUGUACUGCAUCAAUACUAAGGAGCCUGUAGGUCUGCUUUCAGGUGUGUGCAGAUCUGCAUUCAGAAGAGUAUAUCUACUCAAGUGUGCUUAAUUCUGUGCUCAGGUGGGUGUGGAUCUGCCUCGGGUGUCUUGAGAUCUCUGUUCAGAAGGGAGUAGAUCUACUCUCAGGUGUGCAUAGUUCUGUGUUGAGGAGGGCAUAGCUCUACUCUCAAGAUGUGUGUAGAUCUACUCUCAGGUGUGUGCAGAGCUGCGUUAAGGUGGGAGUAGAUCUACUCUCAGAUCUAGAUCAGCGCUUGCCCGUUGAACUUCCUGUUCAUACCUGCGUCCUGCCUUUCACAAGUCCACCACAAAGUCGUGCCUUCAAAAAUGGAUACCUCGGCGGAGAGGGGCCGAAUGGACGUGAUUUCCGAACUGUCCAGUCGAGCAAUCCAUGAGUAUGAAGGACUCCAACAAGAGUGUGAGACAUACAAGAUGGAGUGUGAGAGAAUAAAAAAAGAACGAGAUGAGGCAAUGAAGAAACUGAAGGAAUUUCAGACAGUUUCCCACAUGGUGAUUGAAGAGGUCAGCAUCAUUCAGGAUAACUUGGAGAUUGAGAAAUCAUGCCGGCAGAGUGCUGAAGCCCUGGCCUCCAAGCUGAAUCGACAAAACCGCUCCUUAAAGAGGAAGAGCAUGCAGCUCUUGGCUCACCUUGAGCCAGAUGUCAUUGCCAAGAUCAGUCUGAAGGACGAUGAGGAGGAGGACUCUGGCAGGCAGCCUGAGGGUGGCCAAGACGAUGUGCCAUGUUCCUCUGGCCACUGCCAUAAGAUCAUCACAGAACUCAGGAACAAGCUGACAUUGAUGUUGGAGGCAAAGGCACAAGUGGCCAUUGACCUUGAAGAAACCAGAGAAAGACUGCGGGAGGCUAGAGAGGAGCUGCUGAAAGAAAAACAUGAUAAUACCGUUUUGAUUGCCAAGACGAUUCAACAAAAGGAGCUAUUGGCAAAAUACAACAGAGUGUCUCUGCUGGCAGUAGAGGAGUAUGAGGUGAUGCAGGGGAGCCUGGAACUGGAGAAGGACCUAAGGAAGGAGGCUGAGAACUUUGCACGGGAGCUGCUAGUGGAGCAAAAGAAGCUGAAUAGACAGAGCCAGAUCCUGCUGAAGAGUGUAUCACCCAGUCAGGCUCUGCAAGAGGCCCUGGACCAGGUGUCUAAGCUUAGCCGAGCCCUGGAGGUACAGAAUCUGGAUCAUCAGAAACAGAUGAAAGCGAUCCAAGAACAGCUUCAGGGCUCGGAGCUCCAGAAGGAAGUCUUGUCUUUGAGGCGGCAGAUGCAGCUGUUGGAGGAAGAGAAGAGGGGGAUGGAAGAAAGAUGCAUGAAGUCAGAGGUGCAGGUCAAGGAUCUGCGGUUCAGAGUGGAGGAGCUCCAAAAGAAGCUACAAUCAGCAGUUAACCCUAUUCCUGGUCCUCCUCCACCUCCACCUCCUCCCCCACCCCCACCUCCACCACCAGCACCUCCAUCAACCAACCCUCUCAGCUCCCUUCUGUCCAUUCUUCGUAAAAAGAAGCAGACAAGUGAGGACAUUCCUCUCGUUGUCCAGGACUCCUCAGGGACAGAGCCUGGAGAGAAGAAAGUAUCAGACAUCCGGCAGCAGGCAGUGGAUGAGAUGAUGCAGCGGAUCAAAAAAGGGGUCAAUCUGCGACCUGUCCGGCAGCCUUCAAAGAGCACUACCCUGCCACAGGAUGGGAAGAUGCCUCCUGAUUCUGCCGUUCAGGAGCUGAAAGGAAUACUGGAUACUUUCAGGCGGGGGUUGCCCAUGCAAUCUAGAGAGCAAGAACGUGCAGGGCCCACACAGACAGAACUGGAAAAGGCACUACACAGACGACGUUGCAUAGUCGAAACCAAAGUACAGACCCAGCCAGACUCGCAUCUGUCACAGCAGAAGUCAGAUGAGUUGGAGAAGGACCAAGUGAAAACGGAGACACUGGAUAGUGGUAAAACAACCCUGGCCUGAGGCGAAAGGGAUUACCACCACACUUCAGAGUCAGGUGAAACACAGCAUAUAAAUGAUGCUGCAAAGGCCACAGAUACAGACUCACACUUUUCAGUGUUAAUGUUUUCAAUUAACUUCUGCGCACCAUUUACAGUGCAGUAGGUGAUGUUUAAUUGAACAAAUUCAGGUAAUAUGCACCCGUUUAGAUUUAAGUCUAUGGCAGACUGUGCAUUAUGAUGAAUAUAAAACUAGCAACAGUUUACAAAAUGUGCCAAUUUGGUGUCAGCCAAAAUUAAUGCAUGAACUUCCUUUCUUAAGGUCGUAGAUGAGAUUUAAUUUGGUGGGGAAAGAACUCCAAAAUAUCUCCUCAUGGUUAACAAAGCCAAAUACAGAAUGUUUCAGAUUUUUAUUCACAAAUAUGAAAUGUGAAUAUGGACAAGUAAGGAGUAAACUGUAACCUUAACAUUAUAAGUCGCUUUGGAGAAAAGCGUCAGCUAAAUGAAUAAAUGUAAAUGAUCAAGCUUAAACUGGCCAAAUUUACCAGUUCCAGUUGUUAAACCUGUAAUUGUGAAAUAUAGCCAUCAUAAGACUAGUAACAGCAAAAUAAAGA
Scleropages formosus (Asian bonytongue) is the source of this 3129-nucleotide messenger RNA. It is a transcript of the gene shtn1, whose product is annotated as shootin 1. The transcript is spliced from 16 exons. Lineage: Eukaryota; Metazoa; Chordata; Actinopteri; Osteoglossiformes; Osteoglossidae. The record is from RefSeq and is a predicted model, not a curated record. Gene Ontology annotation, cellular component: cytoplasm; axonal growth cone; cell leading edge. Bases 918 to 2540 code for a protein of 540 amino acids. Gene Ontology annotation, biological process: positive regulation of neuron migration; neuron projection morphogenesis.